GCUGUGCCGCCCUCUGCCGGCUGGCGCUGGGACUGCAGUCGCGGCUGUCUGAUGCUGCUGUGAGCUCACAGUUGUCGCUGUGCAGUGGAGGCGUUUUUUUUUCCUCUGUGUGCAAGCAACCGCAAGAAAUGGAUGUGUUUCUAAUGAUUCGACGUCACAAGACGACCAUCUUCACAGAUGCCAAAGAGUCUACCACAGUCUAUGAACUGAAGCGCAUUGUGGAGGGCAUUUUAAAGAGGCCACCUGAAGACCAGAGGCUUUAUAAGGACGAUGUGAUGCUUAAUGAUGGUCAGACUCUUGGAAAUUGUGGCUUCACAAAUCAAACAGCCCGACCUCAGGCCCCAGCCACAGUGGGAUUAGCUUUCCGUCUGAGUGAUGAUUCAUUUGAGCAGCUGAGGAUCGAGUCUUUCUCCACUCCCCCAGAGCUCCCUGACGUCAUGAAGCCCCAGGACUCGGGCAGCACAGCCAAUGAGCAGGCUGUACAGUGAGGGAGGGGGGCGGGGAAACAAGAGGGGCACGCAGGGGGCCGGAGGGAGGAUGCACGGGGAGAGGGAGGGGUUGAAUUUUGGGAAGUGAUGCCUCAGCGGCUGAGUUUUAUCUUGCCAAUGACAGAACUUCAGCUGGGCAUAAACGAUUACAAACACGGAUUUCCCUUGUUGUAUAUUUUGAGGGCGGGUGCUUCAAAGUGGUUCAUUUGUCCUGAAAUCGGUGAACGCAUGCUAGAUAAAUUGAUAAUUUCACACAAGACCUUUCAGAAAUACCUGACGGACUUGUCACGACACUGUCAGUCAUCCAUGGGAUUGGUAAAGGCUGAACAUAAAGAAUUGUACCUCGUAUUUAAUUAAUUCUAGUCUUUAUUUGGGGUAAGGUUACUGCUGCCUUCCUUGUGUUUUUUAUUUUGCUGGCUUAAACGUGGGAGUUGAUAAGGUGUUACAUUUUUAGGCUUUUAUGUUUGUGUGUUUCUUUAUUAAACUAUUACUAGGAUUUAACAUGUUUUUGGUCUUUGGCCUGGAUAUGUGUUGCGACAAUAGCUAGGAGUUUGUGAAUUUCUAAGUUACUAUCUGUGUUUCAAAAACUUUUGAACAAUAUGAAUCAGAAAUAAAAAAAAAAGAUUCACUUGUUGGCAAAGAUCUGGCAUUAAGAUGAACAUUUCUUGGUACUUUACUUAUCAGUAGUUGUAGUUUUCAUACUGUAGCUGCUCACAGAAGUCACUGAGACUGAAUGCACUCAGUUGUGGGUAUCUAUAACACAUGUAACACUGGGCCUGGCAUUGAAACUGAAAAUCAAAUGGCGGCAGGCAUGGCAGCAAUCAAAAUAAAUUAAUAUUGAUUUUUUUCUUUUUUUUCUUACCUUAUUAACAAAGGUGGGGACUAACCAGCUUCCCUCUCCAGUGUUUGAUUGUAGCACAUGACAUCUUGGAGAUGUUUGAGUAGUAAACCUAAACCAUUUUAAGUUAAACAGGUAGUUUGUCAUGUGAUAAGUUAUGAACUGUGCCUGUGAGUAGUGAGCUGCACAUUUGACUCUCCAUUAUCCCAGAAUCACUGCCCCUUUAGGUUUAGUUCAUGCUGCAACCUGUGUUGUAUUAUACACCAUUAAUACCUUAAUACAUUUUUCCUAAACUUAAAGGUGCGUUAGAAAUGAACUCCUCCACAUGAAAACGCCAAAUUAAAGUAUAACACUGGGUCUCAUGACCUAGAAAACUACAAUGUAAAAAGAAAAAAUCCUCCAUUAGUUACAACAGGAAAGUAUAUUCUGACCUGAGUUUGUUGAAUGAAAUUGUUGACAUUACUGCAUUUGCAAUUUGAGGCUGUUAAACAGUGGGACAUGAUCAAAGUUGCACUUGUAACUGAUUUAACAUUAAAACAACUGUUUUUCA
Molecule: messenger RNA, 1876 nt
Organism: Larimichthys crocea (large yellow croaker)
Lineage: Eukaryota; Metazoa; Chordata; Actinopteri; Sciaenidae
Product: elongin-B
Exons: 4
Coding region: 129-488 (119 amino acids)
Biological process (GO): transcription elongation by RNA polymerase II
Cellular component (GO): elongin complex; VCB complex
Molecular function (GO): protein binding
Source: RefSeq, a predicted model, not a curated record